This is a messenger RNA of Brettanomyces bruxellensis, 1221 nucleotides long. RefSeq lists its product as uncharacterized. Bases 1 to 1221 code for a protein of 406 amino acids. The record is from RefSeq and is a predicted model, not a curated record. Gene Ontology annotation, cellular component: pyruvate dehydrogenase complex. Gene Ontology annotation, biological process: pyruvate decarboxylation to acetyl-CoA. The transcript has a single exon. NCBI's taxonomy places the organism in Eukaryota, Fungi, Ascomycota, Pichiomycetes, Pichiales, Pichiaceae. Gene Ontology annotation, molecular function: dihydrolipoyllysine-residue acetyltransferase activity.
AUGUUCAGAAUUAUCAAUCUACAGGCUUCAAGAAGUUUGGCGAAGAUUUCAUUGAGUCGCCGUACUUUCAGUACAACAUUGAUGAAAUUAGAUGCAACGAUUUUCAAAAUGCCAGCCAUGUCUCCUACAAUGGAUGUGGGUGGUGUUGUUGCCUGGAAAGUCAAAGAGGGUGAUGAUUUCAGUGCUGGAGAUGAGCUUUUAGAUGUUGAGACAGAUAAAGCCACAAUGUCAGUUGAUGCUGGGGAUGACGGUAAGCUUGCAAAAAUCAUAGUUCCUGGGGGCACAAAUGAUGUUAAAGUCGGAGCUCCAAUUGCAUUUAUUUGUGACCAAUCUGAUGAUUUAGCAACUCUAAAGUAUCCCGCUCUUGAUGCCGCUUCUGCACCAGAGCCUGCUGCUGCUGAUACCUCCAAGCCUGCAGCUGCUGAACCUACACCAGCUCCAAAGGCAUCUUCGAAUAGUGUUACGGGUGGUAAGGCUAAUCCAGAUCAAGUCUUUUUCCCAUCUGUUGAAUUUAUGCUAGCCAGAGAAGGGAUUUCACGGGAAGAUGCUCUUAGUAAGAUCACCGCAACAGGUCCUAACGGCAAAAUUCUUAAGGGUGAUGUGCUCGCUUAUUUGGGUAAAAUACCAGCAGAGGAAAACACCAGAAUUGCUUCUUUCAUAGCAGAUAGUGAGAAAUUAGAUCUCUCUCACAUAGAAUUAGCUAGUAAAGAGGUCGAGGAACCAGCAAAGGACGAAGCCAAGGAGGCUGCUGGGGAGAAGGCUGCACCAGAGACGAAGAAGCCAGUCAAACAACCAACAUUGGUUAAGGGUGAAUUCAUCAUUUCAAAGGAGAUUCCCCCUAAGGUUCUUUCUAAGUUGAUUGCAAGUGCUGUGGCAAAGGCAGAAACUGCUGCAUACGCUACAAAGAACUAUGCCUCUUCAGAUCUCAUUGAUCCUCUAUUUGAGGAUUUGAUUGCUCCUCCAAGAAAUGCGGAAAGGUUCAAGGUUAACUACAGCAUCAGUGUGGUUCCAUCCAAACCAACGGCUACAGAUGAAAUCAUUGAUGAUUUCGAUUUUGAGCCAUACGAGCAAAAGCCAGUCAAGAAAUCAUCCACUCCGGCAACUGCCGUUAAUGUUGAAUUAACCUGCAACGACAAGGUUUAUGACUCCAAAAAGAAGGCUGAGGCAUUCAUUUCUAGAUUUGGUAGCUACAUUAGUCAGAUCGAGGGAAAGUUUGCUUAA